Messenger RNA from Saimiri boliviensis boliviensis (Bolivian squirrel monkey), 1314 nucleotides. It is a transcript of the gene RNF187, whose product is annotated as ring finger protein 187. Lineage: Eukaryota; Metazoa; Chordata; Mammalia; Primates; Cebidae. The record is from RefSeq and is a predicted model, not a curated record.
GGUGCUGGUCUCCGUCCGCUCGGCCGCCUCGCUCCCCGGCCCGCCGCAGCCGCUUCCGCGCCCUAGCCGGCCCCGCCGCCCGCAGCCCUGGCGCUCCCCGCGGGCCCCGCCGAGGCCGCCUGCGCCCUGUGCCAGCGCGCGCCCCGGGAGCCGGUGCGCGCCGACUGCGGCCACCGCUUCUGCCGGGCGUGCGUGGUGCGCUUCUGGGCCGAGGAGGACGGGCCCUUCCCGUGCCCCGAGUGCGCCGACGACUGCUGGCAGCGCGCCGUGGAGCCCGGCCGGCCCCCGCUCAGCCGCCGCCUGCUGGCGCUGGAGGAGGCGGCCGCGGCGCCAGCGCGCGACGGCCCGGCCAGCGAGGCCGCGCUGCAGCUGCUGUGCCGCGCCGACGCCGGGCCGCUGUGCGCCGCCUGCCGCAUGGCCGCGGGCCCCGAGCCGCCCGAGUGGGAGCCGCGCUGGAGGAAGGCGCUGCGCGGCAAGGAGAACAAGGGGUCUGUGGAAAUCAUGAGGAAGGACUUGAAUGAUGCCCGGGAUCUGCACGGCCAGGCGGAGUCGGCCGCCGCGGUGUGGAAGGGACACGUGAUGGACCGUAGGAAGAAGGCACUGACCGACUACAAGAAGCUACGGGCCUUCUUUGUGGAGGAGGAGGAGUACUUCCUUCAGGAGGCCGAGAAGGAGGAGGGGCUCCCCGAGGAUGAGCUGGCCGACCCCACCGAGCGCUUCAGGUCGCUGCUGCAGGCGGUGUCGGAGCUGGAGAAGAAGCACCGCAACCUGGGCCUCAGCAUGCUGCUGCAGUGAUGGCACCAGCCCACUGCCAUCCCGGAGCUGGAGGCAGGCGGAUGGAUCCUCGUCUCUGUGGGAAGUGUCAGCGCGUGGCUGCGGGAGAAGUGUGGUGGGCACCCAGCCUUGGGUCCAUCUGUGUAGCUUGCGUGUUUCAACAAUGUCCAUUUAUCCUUCACCCCAAGGCGUGAGUGUUUUGGGGGCUGCAAACGCCUCCUGGUAGAGGCUGGACUUGGGGACCCUUCCCACCUGUGCCCGACCCCUCCUGAAGUCCUGGCCGCAGCCCAUCCUCCAUGAGUCCCGGCAGCCCCAGGCCAUGCCCUUCCUCAAUCACCCAUCGACCCCUCACCUUGUCAUCCAGGGACCCAGACCCUGCACCUUCCACGUGGGGCCCCAGAUUCUUGGCAGGUACGUGAGGCACACCCUUGAAGGUCAGAAACGAGAAUGCACACGAGGCCGUGAGAAGGCUGGAACACAGAUUGCAGGGAAGAGAAAGAAGGCUGGAUGGCACGUUGAUGCCUCCUGAGGAGGGGGCCC